UAAGCUGUGGUAAUACACGCGUGCACGCUAAUAUUGUGUAGCGUGGAAGACUAGUGUGCUUUCUGUGCAUGUAUUCAGAUUUUUAUGCCGUAAUAAGUCGUGCAUAAAUCGCGUUGCCUUUUACCAUCAGAAAACAAAGGGAUCCCGGCCUACAUAAGCAAAAAAAAAAAAACUGUCUGCAGGAUGGAGUCCAGCAGGAUCACCAUGGAAUCCAAAGUAGCUGCUUCCAACAUGCUAAAUGCUCUGCAUUCUCUGUACCAGUUUGGUUACCUCUGUGACGUUACUGUCCAGACAGUGCAACAGGGGAUCCAUGAAGAGUUUUCUGCCCACAAAGCUGUAUUAGCUGCUUCCAGCAAUUAUUUCCGGGAACUUUUUGUCAGUGAAGAGCUGUCAGUUGCCAAAUCACCCACAGUAACCUUGCAGGACGUCUAUACAGAAGACUUCACUAGCUUCCUUGAAUUUGUCUACACUGCAAGAGUGCAGAUCCAGCAAGAAAAGCUGCAGAGGUUGAAAGAAGUGGCUGAGAAACUGGACUGCAAAGAUCUGUUGGAGGUUUGCAAUGGUUUCAUAACCAAUGAGAGACAGGAUUCAAAGCUACCAUCCCCGCCUAGAGUAAUGACCUUGAGGAGUAAAAGCCCUUGCUUAGGUCAGACUUCUAAAAUUAAAUCCUCAGCUAUAACAUUUAUGCUAUGUGACCAAACCCCAAAAAAGAGUAUGCAGCAGAUUAAACAAAAACACAAGCUCAGGAAAGAAGCAUCUACAAAAGAGAUAGGUGAAGAUGUUGCCUCCUGCAAUACUAAGACCUCUGUGACAAAGUCAUCUGACCAGAAUCAAUCAAAGACAGAAGAAUCUAAGGAUGAUGGUGGUGAGGGUGCUGGUGAAUCUGAUCAAAAUAAAACAGGCUGCAUAAAAUGGACACCCCCCUUGGACUUGAACACCUGUAUAGUUAUAAGGAGGAUCUCUGAGGUAAAAGAAGAGGACUGUGAAAGGAACACCAGUCUACGAAGGUCCCUUAGGAGUGCCUCAAGUUGGCUGAAGGAGACUUAUACCUGUGAUACAUGCAAUGAGACAUUUAAGACAGUGAACAAGUAUCAGGCACAUAUGGGCAAAGAGCAUGGUAUUAAUGUUGUGGUCAAGUACAGCUGUGACUUGUGCACCCAACUCUUUACUAACCCUAAAAACUUCAGGCAGCACAAACUAACUGUCCACAACGAUGAGCGACGCUACGCUUGCAAGUUGUGUGACAAGAGGUUUAAACGCCAAAAAGACAUUAACGACCACAUCAGAAAAGUACAUGAGAAAAAACGGUCUCCUCAGGCUUGCCCCUAUUGUGAUAAGAUUAUCAGUUCUAAAGGUGGCCUUACAGUUCAUAUUCGUAUACACACAGGAGAAAAGCCAUACAAAUGUGCGGCCUGUCCAGCCGGCUUUGCCCAGAAGUCCUCGUUCAACACCCAUGUGAGAAACAUGCACUUGUCUGGUAUAGAGAGGAAGCCUAGACCUGUAUACUGGAAGCUUGUUCCACCAAAUGAGGAUUCUGUUUUCGACAAGGAAGUCGGUAGUGACGGCAGCACCUGUAACCCAUUGGAUGGAAACACUUUAAACGCGAACUGCAAUAAAAAAAUGAAAAACGAAGAGCAGAAAAGCUUACCUAAAAAUGUAGGAAAAAAUAAUAUUAGGGAGAAGAGCAGCUUGCCUUUUAAUAAAGCAUCAACUGAUAAAAAGCCAGGAAGCUCACCUAGUACAAAAAAAUUGGGAAGCGAACGUGAUGCAAAGGACAGGGUAGGAGAUGAUGCAGGGGAGCUGAAUGAAAAUGGUGUGAAGAGCGAUGGAUUCAACCAAGAACAAGUUGAAGAAACAGAUGAGGAAGACGAGGAUGAAUAUGAAGGAGUCGAAGCCUCCGGUGGUGAUUCCGAAUAUGAGGAGUUCAAGGAUGUGAACGGCAGUCAAAUGAAAAGAAAAUGCAGAGGCUCGAAACUAGGAGUCGGCAUGGUUGUCAAUCCCAACAAGGAGCAGUACGUUAUCAAGUGCGAUAAGUGUGACAAGCAGUUCACCUUUCGGAAGAAAUUUGUGGCCCACUACGAAGAGGUACAUAAAUCCCUUCCGGAAAAGUUCUACAAGUGCGAGACCUGUGGCAAGUCUUUUGCCAACUACAGCUGCUGGAAGGAGCACCGGGCCUGUGUGCACUCCGAUGAGAGGAAGUAUGCCUGCACCCUCUGCAAUGCCGCCUUCAAGCGGAAGCGAGAUGUCCGCACUCACUACCUACGCAGACAUGAGGGCCGAUACAAGCGUCCUCUGUGCUCUGUCUGCGGCAAGAUUCUGAGCUCCAGGACCGCCCUGGUGUUCCACAUGAGGACUCACACUGGAGAGAAACCCUACCAGUGCUCUGUGUGCAACGGAAGGUUCGCCCAGCCAUCACAGCUCAAGCUUCACGUAAGGUCCCACACUGGAGAGAAGCCUUAUAUCUGUGAGGUGUGUGGUUCUUGUUUUUCUGGCAAAAGCAAAUUAGACAUUCACCGAAGGACACACACAGGCGAGCGGCUGUACAAAUGUGAUAUGUGCGGGAAGAACUUUUCCACUAAGCAAUACCUGAAGUGUCACAAGCGAUGUCACCUGGGAGCCAAGCCUUUCAAGUGUGAAGUCUGCGGUAAAACAUUUGGCCUUCGAGCUUCGUUAGCUCAGCACAGUAAGGUGCAUGCAGAAACCCGUCCAUAUUCCUGUGACCAGUGUGGGAAAACAUUCACCCAGCAGGGGGCUCUGCGACGUCACCAGAGAAUCCACACUGGGGAGAAGCCUUACAAAUGCAAAGCCUGUGACCGGACUUUCACUGACAUGUCCACUUUGAGAAGACAUGUUGCGGUUCAUGAUCGGAAAGCAGAUUGGAGGAGCUAUGCAAUUGAUCUUACCACCAAGAAAGUUCACAAUUGGUCCAAAAUAGAAACAUUAGGAGGGGCAUGUAUUGAUGAUAGCCCAGUGAAUCACGAUUUUACUGAUAUGCUCGAACAAGCGCAUCAAGAACUGGAAAAACACAAAGUCAGAAAAGGCGCUGCGAUUCCCAAUGUUAGUUCUUAAGAAAGGGUUUGUAGUGUUUGCCAGCAUGUUUAGUAUUUAGUUUAGUAAAAAGUGUUUUAAUGGCACAUUAUUUUUCUGCCAGAUUUAUGUGCCCUCACAAGCUUUCAUAGAAACAUUGGCAAAAUAAGUGUUCCCACUAUAUGAAUAACUAUGUAAAGGAUAGAGAAAAUAAGGUGCUGUUGUCUUCUAUGAGAAGGCAAUCAAGGACCUUUAAAUCAAAACACUAGUAGAAAAUAAUAAAGUACUGUAUAUAUUUUAUAUGGCUAUACUGUAGAAACAUUUUUAUUGUGCUGACAUGUCAAAACAUUACAGAACAAGAACUUGAAAUAACAAAGGUUUUUUUUUUUUUUUUUUUUUUUAUAAAUCACGCACAUUUACAUUUGUGAGAUAUCAAUCAA
This is a messenger RNA of Polyodon spathula (Mississippi paddlefish), 3467 nucleotides long. Its product is annotated as GDNF-inducible zinc finger protein 1-like. The record is from RefSeq and is a predicted model, not a curated record. Gene Ontology annotation, biological process: regulation of transcription by RNA polymerase II. Gene Ontology annotation, molecular function: protein binding; RNA polymerase II cis-regulatory region sequence-specific DNA binding; DNA-binding transcription factor activity. Bases 184 to 3069 code for a protein of 961 amino acids. NCBI's taxonomy places the organism in Eukaryota, Metazoa, Chordata, Actinopteri, Acipenseriformes, Polyodontidae. The transcript is spliced from 7 exons.